UAAGGAAAAAAAAUGGGAUUUCUUCCAUGUCCUUUGCCUUGUCAAACAAAGAAAAAAUCAUCAGAUAAUUCUGAUCAAACUCAAUCUAGAUAUCUUUCCUCAGAUUCUUCAUCAUCAUUAUCAUUAUCAUCAAGGUCAGUUUCUUCCCUUUGCUCAUAUCCAAGUUUACCAUCACUUCCUUCUUUUUCUAUAUCAUCUUCAAACAAUUUCCACCAUUGCUUAGCAACUCUAACAGGCCAUUCUUCCUACAUAUUCUGCGUCUGCCUAUCUCUUGCCGGAAAACACCUUUAUAGCGGCUCUUCCAACGGCGAAAUCCUUGUAUGGGACAGUUAUUCGAAAGAAAAGAUAGUAUGCCAAAGUGGAAGUGCAGUAAAAUCCAUAGUCAUCAUGGGAGAUAAGCUCUUUAGUGCUCACCAAGAUCAUAGAAUCCGAGUAUGGAAAAUUGAUAAUGAUAUGCCUAAUAGAUAUUACAAGUGUAUUGCAACCUUACCAACACUUAACGAUCGUUGUAUGAAGCUAUUUUGGACAAGGAACUAUGUACAAGUUCGCAGACACAAGAAAUGCACAUGGGUUCAUCAUGUCGACACAGUGUCAGCUCUAGCCUUAUCCAAAGAUGGCUCUUUACUCUACUCUGCUUCAUGGGACAGGACUUUUAAGGUUUGGAGAACUUCAGAUUUCAAAUGCUUAGAAUCAGUAUGGAAUGCACAUGAUGAUGCCAUCAACUCCAUAGUCGUAUCCAAUAAUGGACAUGUUUACACUGGAUCAGCAGACAAGAAAAUCAAAAUAUGGAAGAAACAAGAAAGGGAAAACAAACACACCCUUAUGUUCACUUUAGAAAAACACAAAUCAGCAGUAAAUGCUUUGGCUCUUACUGAAAAUGGCUAUGUUUUAUAUUCUGGUGCAUGCGAUAGGUCCAUAAUUGUGUGGGAAAAAGAUAGUGGAAGUAUUAGUAUGGUGGUGUCAGGGGCAUUAAGAGGACAUAAAAAAUCAAUUUUGUGUUUAGCUGUGGUGUCAGAUUUGGUAUGUAGUGGAUCAGCUGAUAAAACUGUGAGAAUAUGGAAGAGAGGAUUUGGAAAAAGUUAUUCUUGUUUAGCAGUGUUUGAAGGGCAUAAUGGUCCAGUUAAGUGUUUGAAUGCAGCUUUAGAUAGGGAAAAGGAUGAUGAUGAUUCUUGUUCUGGAAAUUCUUACUUGGUUUAUAGUGGUAGCUUGGAUUGUGAUGUUAAGGUUUGGAAACUUUGGGUUCCUAAUUACCUCUAGAAAAUUCAUCUCUUGAUAUGUACCGAUAUUGUAAAUAUAAAAAGAGAACAACAACAAUAUACCCAGUAUAAUCACUGGAGUCUGGGGAAGGCCUGGGAUGUAUGCGGGGUAGAGAAGUUGUUUUCCAUAAAAUAUAAAAAGAGAACAUUUCACUUAA
Lycium ferocissimum is the source of this 1414-nucleotide messenger RNA. Its product is annotated as protein JINGUBANG-like. The coding region runs from base 13 to 1257 and encodes 414 amino acids. The record is from RefSeq and is a predicted model, not a curated record. The transcript is spliced from 2 exons. Gene Ontology annotation, molecular function: protein binding. NCBI's taxonomy places the organism in Eukaryota, Viridiplantae, Streptophyta, Magnoliopsida, Solanales, Solanaceae.